This is a messenger RNA of Microbotryum saponariae, 243 nucleotides long. The record is from the annotation of a GenBank genome assembly. NCBI's taxonomy places the organism in Eukaryota, Fungi, Basidiomycota, Microbotryomycetes, Microbotryales, Microbotryaceae.
AUGGCGAUCGGAGCCCCCUUCCAUCAUGCAGUGGCCAUGUGCCUCCUCAUUGGCAAAGAUCUCACCGGCAAGCACACUCGUAAGCGAGGACAUGAUCAACUUGGCGUUUCGGGCUCGGAUGGCGAAAUUACGCGACGAUCGGUUUCGAAUGUUCUGCAAUGCAACAGUUCCUUUCGAAGUACAGCUAGCUUCUUCAGAUCGGGAUGGAACCUGCUAAUCGCGCAAUGGAACCUGCUACCUUGA